Molecule: messenger RNA, 1065 nt
Organism: Arachis stenosperma
Lineage: Eukaryota; Viridiplantae; Streptophyta; Magnoliopsida; Fabales; Fabaceae
Exons: 2
Coding region: 1-1065 (354 amino acids)
Source: RefSeq, a predicted model, not a curated record
AUGGACCAGAGAGAGAGAUGGAUCAGAGCUGCGAGCAGGGGAAGGGGUGAGCCGCGCUCCACAUCGUCUGGUCGCGCCGCCACCGCGCCACCAUCGUGCCCAGCUCACCGCCUUCCUCCACGCUGUGUUGCCACUGUUCGUGCAGAGGAGGAAAAAGGAAUUAGAUUUUGUGCAAAAGUUACAUCAACAAAGCUUGAAGAACUUAAGAAACUUGAUAGUGAAAGUACAUUGUUGCAUGAAAGUAAAAAGGCUAAGUCAAUUUCUCUUCCACCCUUAUCUAAUGCAAGUGAACUUGAUUCAAGAAAAAAAAGAGCUACUGGACCUUUAGAGAAAGCUUUUAAUGUGAAUGCAAGGGAGACUCUAGAUUUACAUAUUGCUAGAAUAUUUUUUUCAUCUGGAUUACCUUUUCAUCUAGCAAAAAAUCUGUAUUUUGUCAAAGCUUUUUCUUAUGCUGUCAAUAAUUAUAUUGAUGGUUAUAUUCCUCCUGGAUAUAAUAAAUUGAGGACAACUUUGCUUGAGAAAGAGAAGCAACAUGUGGAGAGAAUGUUAGAACCUACUAAGAAUUCAUGGAGUGGAAAGGGAGUGAGCAUUGUAAGUGAUGGAUGGAGUGAUCCCCAAAGGAGGCCUCUUCUUAAUUUUAUGGCUGUAACUGAAAGUGGGCCUAUGUUUUUGAAAGCUGUAGAUUGUUCAGAUGAGAUCAAAGACAAGGAUUAUGUUGCAAAGCAAAUAAGAGAUGUGAUAAGAGAAGUCGGUCUCUCAAAUAGAGUGCAAAUUGUGACUAAUAAUGCACCGGUUUGUAAAGCGACUGGUUUAUUGAUUGAAGCUGAAUUUCCAUAUGUUUUUUGGACUCCUUGUGUUGUUCAUACUCUCAACCUUGCUUUAAAGGACAUUUGUACAGCUAAGAAUACAGAGAAUAAUAAUUUUUUCUAUCAAGAAUGCUCAUCGAUUACUCAAAUUGCUGACGAUGCUUCUUUUAUAAAAAAUUUUAUUGUUAAUCAUCAUAUGAGGUUAUCUAUUUUCAAUGAAUUUAAUACAUUGAAGUUGCUUAAUAUUGCUCCUACUUGA